Molecule: messenger RNA, 1257 nt
Organism: Psilocybe cubensis
Lineage: Eukaryota; Fungi; Basidiomycota; Agaricomycetes; Agaricales; Agrocybaceae
Exons: 1
Coding region: 1-1257 (418 amino acids)
Source: RefSeq, a predicted model, not a curated record
AUGUCUUCUACUCAAUCUAUCGCCGUCUCUGCCAACAUUGAGCAAGCUAUUGCUUUCCUCACCAGGCCCUUGAUUCUCACCCAAUCGCCUGCUUUGGUCUCUGGUAUCCAAACGGUCCUCCGAGCCACUCUUGGGUCCUGCUUCGAUCCCAAACUUCACGCAGCAUUCACACUCAAGUUGUCUGCCAAGUCACUCCCCCCUCGCCCUAUUUUGGCUGCUUGCUUCACCUCCGGUGUAUACUGGAUCGAGUGGAUGCAACUCUUGGGCGGACGCGACUUCGACCUCGUCAUUGAGGCCCAAAGCGUCAAGGUCGUGUACCACGGCGCGUACCCACAGACUAUUGUCGUUUGGUCCGAGGUUGCACCUGUCCCCGCUCGCCCGACCCGCAUUGCUCGCCUCCACAUCGACGAGCCCCAGGUCCCCAUCAGCAAGCUCGGCCAGCAGCACCAGCAACAAUCUGCGAUGCAGAGCGCGCUCCGCGCCACCGUCGACUCGGCCGUCGCACGCGCCAAGACCCGCACUCUCGCCCAGCAGCUGCUCCAAUCCGAGUGCGAAGACAGAGAAGCAGACGAAAUCCUCGCUAUGAUCUCCAACUGCGCGAUCACGACACCCACACCCACGACCGAGCGCUUCAUCAUCGAGCCGCCCAAACUUAUCAUGCCCAUUUCCAACAUGACCACUUUCCCGUCCCCGCUUUCGUCCCCCGAGCUGGCCUCUUCGCCAGAUUCGGACUUCUCCAGCUACUGCUCCAGGCCGAGCUCCCGCUCGUCCACUUUUUCGACCUUCUCUUUCUCGUCUGACGACGAGAGCAGCGUUAGCUCUGCAUGCUCUGCAUCCUCCUUCGAUUUCUUGGCUUCCACAAAGCCUUCUCUUACUUCGACUUCGCCUUUGCCAGCUGCUUCCCCCGUUUCCGCUCCAGCUCUCGCACCCUCUAGCCAGCGCGCACCUAUCUUCGUUCCGCGCCACAAACGCGCUGCCGCCGCCGCUGCUGCGCCGGCUCCUCAAGUUUUCGUCGACAGCAACAAGAAGGACGUCACCAAGUACCUCUACCAGGGUGGCGUCAGCACCGUCCUCACUGGCGGUGUCAUGCUCGGCGCGACGUCUGCUGCUGCUGCCGGCCAGAACCAGAACAAAGCGAAGGCUACUAGCCAGGUACCCAAGUACCGCGCCCCAGUCGGCGGCAGGAAGUUUUCUGCUGCUCCGGCUCAAAAUGCUGCCUCUGCCAACUCUUGGAGACGUGCGGCUCCCCGCGCUUAA